AUGGCGCUAUUCCCACUUGAACCCCAAUUUGCCUGUGCCAUCGUCGCCUCCAAGGAAUAUGCAUGUACUUCAGAAAUUCUUGACAUCAUCUCGAUCCUCUCAACCUCCUCAAAGCUGUUCCUCGACAUAACCGAGCAACGCGAGGCAGUUGCCGAAGCGCGACGCAAAUUUCGCAACCCAAGCGGGGACCACUGCACCAUUCUCAACGCUGUCAAGGCCUAUCGCGAGAUCGCCGCCGCCGAGAACAAACACGGCAGACGAGAGUGGUGUCGGAAGCACUUCCUGAAUGAACGAACUUUUCUUGAGGCCAGGGAUAUCCGCGAACAGCUCGUGGUGACCUGUGGCCGAGUAGGAAUGGACGCGACUGUGUCAGCGAAGGAGAACGAGGACGCGAUUGUGAGGAGCAUGGGUCAUGGGCUUGCCGGAAAUUCCGCUUUCUUGCAGGCAGAUGGGACGUACAAGCAAACCAUGGGACAGACGAUCAUCAAAGUACAUCCCGGUUCCACUCUGUGUGACAAGAAACACCCUGCCAUCAUAUACGACGAGCUGGUUUGUGCUGAUGUGUCUUGGUAG
Cyclocybe aegerita is the source of this 573-nucleotide messenger RNA. The record is from the annotation of a GenBank genome assembly. NCBI's taxonomy places the organism in Eukaryota, Fungi, Basidiomycota, Agaricomycetes, Agaricales, Hemipholiotaceae.